AUGGCCCUGCAACCUUUUCAAAUUGCAGGGGAGAUAUUAAUUAUAGUAUUUCUUAUUUGUAACGCCGGAAUCCAAAUUAGCGGUGAAAUUCCGACGACCCUUGAGGGGCCGUUUCGUCCGGUGACUGUGCCGUUGGAUAAAAGUUUCAGGGGACAUGCAAUCGAUUUGCCCGAUAACGAUCCCAGAGUCCGAAGAAACGUUACAGGUUACGGGCCCGAGCAAAUUUCAGUUUCCUUAUCCUCCACUUAUGAUUCAGUCUGGAUUUCUUGGAUUACAGGGGAGUUUCAAAUCGGCAAUAACAUAAAACCGUUGAACCCGAAAACUGUUACAAGUGUGGUUCACUAUGGAAAGCUGAGAUAUCCCAUGACUCACAAAGCCAAGGGGCAAUCGCUCGUUUACAGUCAGCUAUACCCUUUCGAGGGCCUCCAGAAUUAUACUUCUGGGAUUAUUCAUCAUGUCCGUCUUACAGGUCUUGAGCCAAACACUCUAUAUUACUAUAGGUGUGGGGACCCAUCAAUACCUGCAAUGAGUGGGAUUUAUCAUUUCAAAACAAUGCCGGCUUCUGGUCCUAAAAGCUAUCCAAGUCGUAUAGCCGUUAUGGGAGACCUGGGCCUUACAUACAACUCUACUUCCACAGUCGAUCACUUGGCGAGCAACAAGCCGGAUCUUAUUUUGUUGGUUGGGGACGUGACCUAUGCUAACUUGUACCUCACGAACGGGACUGGUUCUGAUUGUUACUCUUGCUCGUUUGCGGAUACUCCUAUACACGAGACCUAUCAGCCUCGUUGGGAUUAUUGGGGAAGGUUUAUGCAGCCAGUAAUAUCUAAAAUUCCAAUAAUGAUGGUGCAAGGGAACCAUGAAAUAGAAGAACAGGCUGAAAAUCGAACUUUUGCUUCCUACAGUUCUCGAUUUGCAUUUCCAUCAAAUGAAAGCGGAUCUUCUUCUCCAUUCUAUUAUUCUUUUAAUGCGGGUGGCAUACAUUUUAUAGUCCUAGGCGGAUAUGUUGCCUACAAUAAAUCAGACGAUCAAUACAAAUGGCUGCAGAAGGAUCUGGCAAAAGUUGAUCGAGAAGUGACUCCAUGGUUAGUUGCCACAUGGCACCCGCCUUGGUACACCACUUACACAGCACACUACCGAGAGGCUGAAUGUAUGAAAGUAGCUAUGGAGGAUUUACUUUACCAGUAUGGUGUGGAUAUAGUCUUCAAUGGACACGUUCACGCUUAUGAGAGGUCAAACAGAGUGUAUAACUAUACCCUCGAUCCAUGUGGGCCAGUCUACAUAGCGAUUGGUGAUGGUGGAAAUAGAGAGAAAAUGGCAAUCACGCACGCUGAUGAUCCCGGUUACUGCCCUGAACCAUCGACCACACCCGAUCAAUUUAUGGGGGGAUUUUGUGCAUAUAAUUUCACGCGGGGCCCAGCUGCUGGCAAGUUCUGCGGGGAUCGACAACCUGAAUAUAGCGCUUACAGGGAAACCAGCUUUGGCCAUGGAAUCCUACAGGUGAAGAACGAGACACAUGCUCUUUGGACGUGGCACCGUAAUCAGGACAUGUACAAUAAAGUCGGAGAUCAGAUUUACAUUGUGAGGCAACCUGGGAGAUGUUCGGUUAAGCCAAAGGUUGAUCAAAAUAUAAGCUUAAUGUGUGCAAAAGGGUUGGAGAAAAAUUUUGUUUGUUCUGAUUACCAAGUUUGA
Molecule: messenger RNA, 1689 nt
Organism: Striga hermonthica
Lineage: Eukaryota; Viridiplantae; Streptophyta; Magnoliopsida; Lamiales; Orobanchaceae
Source: the annotation of a GenBank genome assembly